GAGAACAAUUCACUGAAGUAAUCCUGGAAUAUUCAACAACCUUUUCAAGUUGAAUGAAUAAUCCUUUUCUUACAGCUUUGCUGACGUGGUAUAGCUAGGCACAAAUCUGUAGUUCAUUAGUGCCUAUUCAGGUAGAGCUAAUUCAGUACUGACAUGCCAUUACAUUAUGGGAUCAUGUUUGCUGCAUUAAUAUGCAGAUCCAAUAAUAUGCACUUUGAGGUAGUUGCCUUAUAUACUGUAUUACAGAAGUUAUAUUGAAACAGACACCUCUUUUGUCCAUUGUUUCUGCUUAGCCAGGAAUAGUUUUAUUAUUUCUUUUGCAUCUUUCCAUGUUAGAUUUCUAUUGAAUGAUAGCUGAGAUUCAAAUUCAAAGGCUGGGGUACAAUAUCUCCCUCUAGAUUGUACUAACUAUACUGAUCUCAGGAUGUCAUCCAUCUACUAUGAUGGAAUCAGCUGUGGUACCAUGUGGCUUGAAAGGAAUAGAUAUGUUAUAAUAGAACAUUAAAAAACUGUUUCCCCCUUAACAGAUAUCUACCUGUAAUAACUAAGCACAAAAAUAGUGACUGCUAAGCGGUGGAAGAUACCCACUAAACUUGCAUUUUGCAAUAUGUUUUGCUCCCCACUGCUCAUGCGAGUAACUUCCCAUUUCCCACCCUCAAACCACAAGCAAAUUGGCAUCAUGCUUAUUUUUCUUUCUGUGGUUAUGCUUGGUUAGUGAAACACAAAUGACAGCUCACCUGCCAAAUCCUUCUCAACCAUUUCUCAUGGAUCCAGGAUCCUUGUGGGGCAAGAGGCUUCCCAGGAGAGGGAAAAGAGUUUUGAAAUAGGGGCUUCUCAGCAUUUUGAGGAGAACAUCAAGCUCUGCUGCCCAUCUGGGGCAUGCACAGGUUUAUGUUCAGUUGACACUUCAACCACUCCCCAUACUGUUUUUGUCUCAGAGGUAAUCAAUAGAGUGCAGGUGGAGAGAGGGCAAUCUGACCUUGGGACAUGGAGACUUAUGUAUGCAAAGGCAUAUGAACAUCAAAGCCAACUUAAAAUAGGGGAUGCCAUCAUCCAUGCAUCUCAGCAACAAUCCAGGUGAAUUUCUGGAUGUUGGUUGCCACCUUCUCUGAUCUAGAGAUAGGACUGAAGAGCUAAGGCAACAUGAACAUUUCUUCAAACACAUAGUGAUAAUUUCUGGAAAAUGAACAUAGAGAACUUCUUUGGUGGGAGAUUAGGUGAUCAACUGAGAAUUGAGAAUGAAAUCCUGGAGAGACAUAAAGAUCUGGAGGAAAACUUGCACAGAGUGAUGGGCAGUGCUGGCCAAGGUGUAGUUGCUCUGCCUCAUGGUCGGGUCACCCUGCAGGAUCCUGUACUCUUUUCUGGCCUGGAGAAGCUACCUCUUGCUCAAGCUCCUGACAGCCCAAGCUGGCAGUCCCUUGACAGCCCAAGUCCCCCUGCUACACCUGAGCAAACCCUUCCCACCUAUUGCCUGCAGUACUUUAAUAUGCUCUACCCAGAUGACAGCAAUUGGGUCCCAAAGAGUUUGGGUGAAACUCAACAACACAACCAUCAAGGAAGCAGGACGGAAGUGCAUAAGGAACCUGAGCAGUGCCCUAUCAUUGACAGUCAAGGAUUGAGCCUUACCUCUGAGAUGGAUUAUCAGGCUAGCCUUCACCUUGAGGAGCACUCCUUGGAGCAGGUGCAGACAAUGGUGGUGGGUGAAGUGCUCAAGGACAUUGAAACAGCUUGCAAGCUGCUCAACAUUGCCGCUGACCCUGCAGACUGGAGUCCAGGAAAUGUCCAGAAGUGGAUCUUAUGGACAGAACACCAAUACCGAUUGCCCCAGAUUGGAAAAUCAUUCCAAGACUUGUCUGGGAAGGAGCUGUGUGACAUGACAGAAGAAGGGUUCCGUCAACGUUCUCCAUCGUGUGGUGAUGUUUUGCAUGCUCAUCUGGACAUUUGGAAGUCAGCUGCCUGGAUGAAAGAAAAAACUGCUCCCGGGGAGCUGCAUUACUGUGGCAAUGAAGAGAACUGGACAGACAGUGAGGUCGAUUCAUCUUGCUCAGGCCAGCCCAUUCACCUAUGGCAGUUUUUGAAAGAGCUUUUGCUGAAGCCUCAUAACUAUGGUCGCUUCAUUCGUUGGCUCAAUAAGGAAAAAGGUAUAUUUAAGAUUGAAGAUUCUGCCCAGGUGGCUCGGCUAUGGGGAAUCCGGAAGAACCGGCCUGCCAUGAACUACGACAAGCUGAGCCGCUCAAUUCGGCAGUAUUAUAAGAAAGGGAUCAUAAGGAAACCAGAUAUCUCACAAAGGCUGGUCUACCAAUUUGUACACCCUGUCUGAAAAGCAGAGCAAAGAGAACAAAUUCAGAAUAAUUGACUCCUUUCUGGGCUGGAAGACUUCUGGAAACAGCAUCCUUUAUCCUCUGCAAUGUUGAUGGAGAUAAAAGCAACUAUUGACAAAGGCCAUUGGAUUUGGCUGGUGAACUGUAGAUAUUCCUGUGUACCCUAAUUGUGUCUGGGACACAGGAAAACAAAUAAACAUUUACUGUUUAAGUAAAAUGGCAAAAAGGAAAUGAACUGGGCCAUUCAGAUUUCAUUCUAGGCUUUGUGGUUUUGUAGUUUUUUUUUCCCCUUGAAAAGAAAAAAAAAUCUAAAUAUUUCCAGCUGCAUGGUAUGGGAAUCCAGAGAAGGUAGGAAUUUGAUGGAAAAGGAAAAAGAAUACUGAUGCUGUAGAGUCUACCUCUUCUCCAUUCUAAUAAUUUGAAGACUAUUUGAGAUCAAAGGAGCAAUGUAACAUUGUUUGCAGCUUUGUAAAUUAAUACUGGGCAAUUACAAAAUUGCGUAGCAAUCAGUGACGUGCAGUCAGGUGAGGCACAGCCUCACCGCACUCAUCAUGAAAAGGAAAAAAAAAGGUAAAA
Molecule: messenger RNA, 2897 nt
Organism: Thamnophis sirtalis
Lineage: Eukaryota; Metazoa; Chordata; Lepidosauria; Squamata; Natricidae
Gene: SPDEF
Product: SAM pointed domain containing ETS transcription factor
Biological process (GO): cell differentiation; regulation of transcription by RNA polymerase II
Cellular component (GO): nucleus
Molecular function (GO): sequence-specific DNA binding; DNA-binding transcription factor activity, RNA polymerase II-specific
Source: RefSeq, a predicted model, not a curated record